Messenger RNA from Thamnophis elegans (Western terrestrial garter snake), 903 nucleotides. Its product is annotated as zinc finger protein 32-like. The record is from RefSeq and is a predicted model, not a curated record. Bases 239 to 664 code for a protein of 141 amino acids. The transcript has a single exon. Gene Ontology annotation, molecular function: DNA-binding transcription factor activity, RNA polymerase II-specific; RNA polymerase II cis-regulatory region sequence-specific DNA binding. Lineage: Eukaryota; Metazoa; Chordata; Lepidosauria; Squamata; Natricidae. Gene Ontology annotation, biological process: regulation of transcription by RNA polymerase II.
UAUACGUGUACGGAAUGCGGCAUCCCUUUUCGUAAGUCUGCCCAACUAAAGGCCCACAAAGGUAUUCAUACUGGUGAGGUUCCCUUUCGGUGUUCCAUCUGCCAGAAAACCUUUUACCAGCAGCUCCAACCUCAUCACCCACAAGAGGAUUCAUACCGGAGAGAAGCCGUACCGAUGCACGUACUGCGGGAAGAGCUUCCGGCAAAAGGGGACUCUCACCAUCCAUGAAAAAAUCCACAUGGACGAGAAGCCUUUUAAAUGCUUGACAUGCGGGAAGACUUUCCGUCAGAAGGGAACCCUGAGCGUCCACGAAAAAAUCCACUUGGGAGAGAAGCCCUACAGAUGUUCCAGCUGUGGGAAGAAUUUCCGCACCGCGGCCGUCCUGAGGGUUCACGAAAGGAUCCACACUGGGGUGAAACCGUAUCAGUGCUCUGUGUGCCUGAAGAGCUUCACCGACGGGUCAAACCUCAUCACCCAUGAGCGAAUUCAUACCGGAGUGAAACCAUAUCAGUGCGCACGCUGUGGGAAGACCUUUUGUCAGAAAUCCGGCCUGAUGACACAUGAACGCAUUCAUACCGGAGUGAAUCCAUACAAACCCUCAGCUGAUCAGAAUCAUUUGGAGGGAACAUUUGAUCUUGAUGCCCAUCAGAAAGCAAAGCUGUGAGAGGGAUCAUAGACAGGUAGUCCUCGGCUUACAACGGUACAUUUAAGGACCAUUCGAAGGUACAACGGCACUGAAAAAAUGAUUUAGGACUGUUUUUCGCACCGAUUGGCAACACCCCCGUGGUCACGUGAUCAAAAUUGGAACUCUUGGUGACUACAUAUUAUGACAGCUGCAAUGUCCCGGGGUCACACUUUUUGCGACCUUCUGACAAGCAGAGUCGAUGGGGAAGCCAGUUUCAU